CUCAGAGAAGACCUGCAAAGAUGACUGGGCACAUAAGAGUGACACUGGACUGGUAUGCAAGGAAGAUGCUAAUUUUCUGCCAUGUGUAUAGGGCCUGGGCAGAGUGAGGCAGAGUGCGGUGCUGGAAUCUCCCCGAUCCUCCUAUGGAUAUCAGCAGCUGCCACAUCUGGAGUCUGCAGCAAAGCUCCUUCCUCCAGAGGCCAAGAGCUGAGCCUACUGUUUCCAGCAAGCCUAAUCAAAAUGUCCAGUUGUAAAUCACUGGAGAUGUUGGCUGUGGCCCUCUUUACUCUUACCUCUUCCACCACCUCUCUGCCACCUUUUACAGAUGCUGGAAGCAGUAUAAGAAAGAGUGCUUCUCAUGCUGGCCUCCUGCCAGAGCAGUGGUGCCAGGCUCAGGACCUCAAUGUCAUUCGAGUGAGGAGCCCAAAACUGAACACAGUACUUGAGGUCCUCACCAGUGCUGAGUACAGAGGGACAAUCACCUCCUUGCUCCUGACCAUUUCUGAGGCAAGAUUAGAUGCCACUGGCUUUCUUGACCGCCUGGGCACACUGCUGAUUGCUGUUCAGCUGAAGAGAGCAGCGCUAGGUGAACCGGAGCGCGGACGGGGGCCGUGGCGCCGUUCCCUGCAGCGCUGCUGCCCGCACCGAUCGCUUCUGAAGCGGCUCGACCGCCUCGCGGUGCCGACGGGGGAGGGCGAUAGCGCCUUAACGCCCCGGGUUUGCUAA
Messenger RNA from Lagopus leucura (white-tailed ptarmigan), 726 nucleotides. RefSeq lists its product as uncharacterized. The record is from RefSeq and is a predicted model, not a curated record. NCBI's taxonomy places the organism in Eukaryota, Metazoa, Chordata, Aves, Galliformes, Phasianidae. The coding region runs from base 82 to 726 and encodes 214 amino acids. The transcript is spliced from 6 exons.